Messenger RNA from Propithecus coquereli (Coquerel's sifaka), 1002 nucleotides. It is a transcript of the gene TAS2R38, whose product is annotated as taste receptor type 2 member 38. Gene Ontology annotation, molecular function: bitter taste receptor activity; G protein-coupled receptor activity. The transcript has a single exon. Gene Ontology annotation, cellular component: membrane. Gene Ontology annotation, biological process: detection of chemical stimulus involved in sensory perception of bitter taste; sensory perception of taste; G protein-coupled receptor signaling pathway. Lineage: Eukaryota; Metazoa; Chordata; Mammalia; Primates; Indriidae. The record is from RefSeq and is a predicted model, not a curated record. The coding region runs from base 1 to 1002 and encodes 333 amino acids.
AUGUUGACUCUGACACCUGCCUUAACUGUAUCCUAUGAAGUCAAGCAUGUGUUUCUGUUCAUUUCAGUCUUGGAGUUUGCAGUGGGGCUGCUGGCCAACGUCUUCAUUUUCUUCGUGAUUUUGGGGGAUGUGGUAAGGAGGCAGCCCCUGAACAACUGUGAUCGUGUGCUGCUGUGCCUCAGUCUCACCCGGCUUUUCCUGCAUGGGCUGCUGUUUCUGUGUGCCAUCCAGCUUGCCUGCUUCCAGAAUUUGAAAGAGCCACUAAACCACAGCUACCAAACUCUCCUCAUGCUCUGGAUGAUCGCAAACCAAGCCAGCCUCUGGCUUGCCACCUGCCUCAGUCUCCUCUACUGCUCCAAGAUUGUCCGUUUCUCUCAAACCUUCCUGCUGUGCUUGGCAAGCUGGGUCUCCAGGAAGACCUACCAGAUGCUCCUGAUUGUUAUUCUCUCCUCCUGCUUCUGCACUGUCUUCUGCCUUUGGGACUUUUUUAGAAAAUCUCACUUCACAGUCACAGCUAUGCUAUUCAUGAAUAACAAUACAGAACUCAACUGGCAAAAUACAAAAAGAAAUUUCUUUUAUACCUUCCUCUUCUGCUACCUGGGGUCUAUACCCCCUUUUCUAAUUUUUCUGGUUUCUUCCGGGGUGCUGAUUGUCUCCCUGGGGAGGCACAUGAGGACAAUGAAGGCCCAUCCCAGAAACUCUCACGUCUCCAGUCUAGAUGCACACAUUAAAGCCCUCAAAUCUCUUUUAUCCUUUCUCUGCUUCUUUGUGGUGUCAUUCUGUGCUGCCAUCAUUUCAGUGCCCCUACUGAUGCUGUGGCAUAACAAGAUAGGUGUAAUGGUUUGUGUUGGGAUAUUGGCGGCAUGUCCCUCUGGACAUGCAGCCAUCCUGAUCUCAGGCAAUGCCAAAUUGAGGAGAGCUGUGGAGACCAUUCUACUCUGGGCUCAGAGCAUCCUCAAGGUAAGGGCCAACCGCAGAGCAGAUCCCAGGACACUUUGCUGA